AUGGGUCGUAUACCGCUUCUUUCCGCGGAGCAACAAGUGAGCUUUCGAGCUUUCGAGGCUGCUUUAGCAGCAGUCAACUCGGGCCUUCUGGUAGACAAAUCGCUUCGCUUGGAAGGAACGAAACUAUUCGUAUUUGAUGAGUGCUACGAAUUCGCGGGCCGUUUAUUCGUCCUUGGGAUUGGUAAAGCUGCAUACGAAAUGGUUAGAGUGGUAUGGGAACGGCUCAAUGAAAGGAUUACUCAAGUAAUCAUAAGCGUUCCGCAGCCAAACGACGACGAACUCUCUGAGGAUUAUCGCAAUUUUCUGAAAAAUCACCGCGUCCGUGUCUUCCAUGGUCCUAGGACGAACCUCCCCAACUUAGAAGUUCUUCGUGCAUCCGAGUUAGUAGCCGAAACUGCGGCGUCGUUAUCACAUGAGGAUAUGCUUUUAGUGUGCAUCUCCGGUGGUGGCUCUGCCAUGCUCACUUUACCAAAGCGGACACCAGGUACCGGAGAUCGCCUGCCUCUAGAUGACGUACUGUGCACAGUCAAACUAGUUUCUGCAGCUGGGGCCGACAUAUGUGAGCUGAAUUCGGUCAGAAGUUUCCUGGAUGAGCUGAAAGCUGGUGGUCUCUCUACUUUGGCUUACCCAGCACAAGUCAUCAGUCUAAUUGUUUCUGAUGUUAUCGGCGACCCGAUUCGAUUCAUCGCCAGUGGACCAACGUACCUCGAUGCAGACUGUUCGGAAAGCGCUCAACUACAACAAUGUAUGGCGGUACUCAACCGUUAUCAUUUGCUCGAUAAGAUUCCCGUAACCAUUCGAUCUUUUCUGGACACGGGGUGCAAAUCGGAGAACUCAGUCGAGAGAAAGCAUCGAGCGGACAAUUGGAUCAUCGGAAACAGUAUGGUUGCCCUGCGCACUAUAGUUAACAGUGUCAAUGAUGCGACCCUAAACGAUGUACUUCUCACACCAGUACUCUUAACGGAUGAACUGAGUGGAGAUGCCUGCGAAAAAGCCCAAGUCUUGGCCGAGCUGAUCCUGUCCACCGCUUCCCAUCUGAAGUGGCUGUUUGAUACCCAGGCGAUCAUAGAAAGUUCUGCAACGAUAGAAGACGAUGCGUCCGUCCAUGUAUCGCAGAGCAUAUCAUCACCCUAUGAACAGCAAUUGGAGCUUCUAAUAUCAUUACUGGUUCCGAAAUUACCUGUGUUACAAUCUAUAUUGCGUGCAUGCGCCGAUGCUACCAAUCGCAAAAGGAACACACCAACCUGCAAAUCCUUUGGCGUGUGCUUUGUCUUAGGAGGCGAGGCAACUGUGCGUGUGAAACAGCUGGACGGUUCGAUCCCAACCAAAGGAGGACGAUGCAGCCAUCUGGCCCUGCAGUGUGCCGUACGCUGGUACGAGUUAAUGAACGGCCGAGAAGGCUAUGAGGGAAUGCAUUGUGGAUUGUUAGCGGGAGCUUCAGACGGCUUAGAUGGACCUGGCGCUUACGGUGGUGGUGUCUGGGUGAGCACGUCGCCCGUUUCAACGAUUGCCACAGAAGACGCGUAUCACGAAGCUGUGCAAUCCUUACAAACGUACAACUCAUAUGAAUUCUUCCAAAUUCACGGGCCGAAUUGCAUUAUUCCUGCGAGACUGACAAACACAAAUGUGAUGGACAUAUUCAUAGCAACUGCAGUAAUCUAUGCGGAUCAGCAUACCGCACGCGCAUCCCUUUAA
Messenger RNA from Dicrocoelium dendriticum, 1695 nucleotides. Lineage: Eukaryota; Metazoa; Platyhelminthes; Trematoda; Plagiorchiida; Dicrocoeliidae. The record is from the annotation of a GenBank genome assembly.